UGGCUCAAAGUACAGCAGAGCUUGAGAUAGGGGAAAAGAGAGGCCAACAAUCUUGAGCCGGCAGUUGCUUCUCAGCUUCGAUCGCGAGUGGAGUGAUUCUCAGUGGGAAGGGAAGAUCAGCUGAUUUCACAGCUCUUCGUCCUGCACUGUCUGGAAGUGCAUACUGUUGCUGGAUCUGCACUGGGUUCAGUGCUUUUGAUCAGUUGUGUGUGGUGAUCUUUCUACUGCUGAUUCAUAAAACUUCUCAACGAGUGGACACAUUUUCUCCUCGCCACGCCAGGAAGCGAAUGUUAAUGUGAAAAGUGCGUGAAAGAUGACAGUGGAAAAUACUGCAUGAAUUGAACACAUUUUUUUUAUUAAUUUACAUUACCUCGCAAGUGGACUCGACUUUAAAGUGCAUUUAGUGAGCAGGUUAUAUCACCAUAAAGUGCUCUUGAAAUAGACUGAAGCAAUGAUAAGAUCAACAAUUCAGUUGGUAAACAAAGGGAAGGGGCGGGAGAGGAAUCCCGUGGAGACUGCCUCAAUAUUCUCCCUCCUGACAUUCUGGUGGCUGAAGAGCCUUUUCAAAUUGGGCCUCAAGCGCCCCAUCGACGAGGACGACAUUUAUGCCACACUCAAGAACCACAAAAGCUCUCUCUUGGAAGAGCAAUUCACACGCCUGUGGUCGGAUGAGCAGAAGAAUAAGCACCCCCGUUUUCUCACUGUCAUUCUCAAGUGUUUUGGCGCCAAGAUAUUUGGCUUUGGCAUCAUUUAUACAUCGUUGGACACGCUAAUGCGUGUCUUCCAGCCACUUUGUCUGGGCGGUCUUGUGAGGUACUUUGCUCCUGGCCAGACUGAGAUAACCCGCAACGAGGCAUUCCACUACGCAGCCGGCAUCGUUAUCUGCUCCCUGGUGCCCGUCAUCACGUUUCAUCCCUUCAUUCUGUACAUCUUCCAGAUCGGCAUGAAGAUCCGAUUGGCAUGUUGCGCUCUUAUCUACAAAAAGUCCCUUCAGCUCACAAAGUCCGUGAUGGAAGAUGGCUUGAGUGGGCACGUGAUCAAUCUCAUGUCCAAUGAUGUGGGCAAAUUCGACACGGGCGUGAGUAUGAUUCACGAUCUGUGGAAGGGACCAGUGGAGUUGAUUGUACUUGGGAGUUUCAUCUACAUGGAGAUUGGAGUGGCUGGACUUGUUGGUAUCGCGGUGAUGUUGAGUUUCAUUCCAUUGCAAAUCUGGAUUGGUCGUCGAGCAGCCACUUAUCGUCUGCGCACGGCUAAGAGGACGGACAAGAGAGUUCGCUUCAUGGACGAGAUUAUUCACGGAAUUCAGGUCAUCAAGAUGUACACUUGGGAGAAGUCCUUCGCUAAGAUCGUCGAUACGAUUCGUCGCAAGGAAAUCCGAGCGAUUCGAGGAACACUCUACAUCAGAGGAACCUGCAUUUCCUUCAAUCUCAUCUCACGCCUCUGCAUCUUCCUCAGUAUCGUCACAUAUGCUUACUUUGGAAACGUCACUGCCCGAAAAGUCUUUACUGUGACCUCAUAUUUCGGCUUCCUCUACAAUUCAAUGCUGCAUUUCUGGUCGAUUGCUCUCACCCAAGUGGCUGAGUGUCUCAUCUCUGUGGCGCGCAUUCAGGAGUUCCUCGAAAGCCCAGAAACCAAAACAGAACUGCUGCUCAACAAUUAUGAGCAGGAGGAGCAGGAACUCCUUGGGAACAAAAUGAAUGGAGUGACUCCCAAUGACCAUGUCGGCCGUCGACUGGCUAAUGGAGAAUUCGAGAUCACAGAAAUGCUUCAGAAGAAGAGAAUACAUCACAAGAGUGGUCUCAAGAAAGGCAUUGUGUUUAAGCAAGCCUCAGCUUCUUGGUGUUUAGAUGGGAAAUCCAAGUCUAUCGGAAUCUGCGGAAUUGACCUGACGGUGGAACCCAACAGUUUGUGUGCAGUCGUCGGACCUGUGGGCGCGGGAAAGUCCACUCUUCUACAGGUGAUUCUCGGUGAACUUGAAUUGGAUGAUGGACUUUUGACAGUCACAGGAAAGAUUAGCUACGCAUCCCAGGAACCUUGGCUCUUCGAGGGAAGUGUCCGAAGAAAUAUCCUCUUCGUGGACGAGUAUGAUGAGAGCAGAUACAAGGCUGUCAUUCGAGUGUGUGCGCUGGAGAAGGAUUUGGCUAUGCUCCCUUAUGGCGAUGCUACUAUUGUGGGCGAACGAGGGAUCAGUCUGAGUGGCGGCCAGAGGGCCAGAGUGAACUUGGCACGCGCCAUCUACAAGAAGGCAGACAUCUAUCUCCUGGACGACCCUCUGUCCGCCGUGGACACACACGUGGGAAAGCACAUCUUCGACAAAUGCAUCAAAGAAUUCCUCAAGGAUAAAGUUUGCGUGCUGGUGACGCAUCAACUGCAGUAUUUGAAGGACGUAAACCACGCUAUUCUGAUGAAUGUGGGCCAUAUUGAGACUAGCGGUACAUUUAAGGAGCUCAAGACCAGCAAGAGCUACAGUUUGCUGGCGAACGCCAUCGAGGAUGGGGCGAAGGAAGCCAAAGGCAAGACAGAGGCAGCAGAUGACGAGAAGAAAAGCAAAACAAGCAGCAAUUUAGCCCACCAACCGACAACAUCCAAAGAAUCUCAAGUAGUUGGAGCCAUAGGAUUUCGCACGUACAAGUCGUACUUCAAGUCUGUGGAAAGUUUUUGGACGGUUUCACUGGUAUGCUUCCUGUUUGUAGCCGCUCAAGUGGCCAUAAGUGGCGUCGAUUACUUUGUGGCUAAAUGGGUAAACUGGGAGGAAUCUGUGUCAUUCGAGAAAUACCAGAGAAACGCCACAGACGGAAGCACAAGUCACGCUGGCGACGAAGAGGAAUCCCGGAAGAGAUUCAUCUACACCUACGCCAUUGCCAUUAUGGCGCUCCUGGGACUCACCCUGAGUCGCUCCUAUUCAUUCUUUCACAUGUGCCUCAGGGCCUCGGUGAAGCUCCACGAUAAGCUCUUCCGUGGCCUCACCAGGGCCAGGAUGCUCUUCUUCAACACCAACCCAUCGGGACGCAUCCUGAAUCGCUUCUCGAAGGAUAUUGGCUGCGUGGACGCACAAUUACCUGUUGCCAUGAUGGAUUGUAUCCUGUUCUUCCUGGAGUUAAUUGCCAUCAUCACACUGGUGGCGAUUGUGAAUUACUGGCUCCUCCUGCCAACAUUCAUAAUGUCCCUCAUGUUUUACCUCCUGCGGCACAUUUACGUGAACACCGCGCGAAAUAUAAAGCGCGUGGAAGCUCUCACUCGCAGUCCCGUGUUCUCCCACACGAACGCCACGUUGCAGGGCCUGGCCACAAUUCGCGCCUUCAAUGCCCAGCGAGUUCUGACAAAUGAAUUUGACUCGCAUCAGGAUCUCAAUACAUCGGCAUGGUAUCUCUAUUUGGCAACAACCCGAGCUUUCGCCCUGUGGCUGGAGCUCGUGUGUGUUCUGUACAUCACUUCCGUAACGAUGAGCUUUCUCGUGCUCGGCAAUGACGCUUUGGGAGGCAAUGUGGGAUUGGCAAUCACACAAGUAUUCAAUCUUAUCUUUAUGUGCCAGUGGGGGAUGCGUCAAACGGCGGAAUUGGAAAAUCAAAUGACAUCUGUGGAGAGGGUGGUUGAAUAUGCUGACCAACCGAGUGAGCCGGCGAUGGAGACUGAGCCAAAAUAUCGACCACCGGUCGAUUGGCCACACUCAGGUGGGCUCGCAUUCACCAAUUUCUCCCUCCGCUACACCCACGAUGGAAAAAACGUGCUGAAGGAUAUCAAUGUGUCGAUUAGAUCAAAGGAGAAAAUUGGAAUCGUUGGACGAACAGGUGCUGGAAAGUCUUCAAUCAUACAAGCCCUCUUUCGACUGGCUUUCAAUGAGGGUUUAAUAGAGAUUGAUGGAAUAGAUACCGAGACUCUCGGCUUACAUGACCUACGAAGCAAAAUCUCAAUCAUCCCACAGGACCCAAUCCUGUUCACUGGCACACUUCGCCACAACCUUGAUCCAUUUGAGGAGAAGAGAGACGACGAGAUAUGGAGUGCUUUGGCACAAGUCGAGCUGAAGGAGGCUGUUUCGCACUUGCCACGCGGCUUAGACAGUAAAAUGUCCGACGGAGGCUCAAACUUUAGUAUGGGUCAAAGGCAACUAGUGUGCCUGGCCAGAGCCAUCCUUCGCAAUAAUCGGAUUCUGGUUCUAGAUGAGGCGACUGCGAAUGUGGACCCGGAAACCGACAGACUUAUCCAGACCACAAUUCGGGACAAAUUCGCACAAUGCACAGUAUUAACCAUUGCUCAUCGCCUGCACACGGUCAUGGAUAGCGAUCGUGUCCUUGUGGUGGAUGCGGGACGUGUAGUGGAGUUUGGACACCCUUAUGAACUUAUCCAGAAAUCCCAAGGGGGCUUCUUCAAGGCACUCGUGGACGAAACGGGCCCCACUACUUCAGUACAGUUGAUAGAAUUGGCGAAAAAGAGCUUCAAUCGGGCGCAAAUCACAUUUUGAUCACGCGGAGCAGAUUUACACCCGCCAGCAACAAUUGAGAUUAUUUUUCCGCUCGAAAAAGUCUUCAUUUUUUUUAUAUUAAAAUUGUAUCACUCAAUCAUCCUCUUUUUUGUAUAUUUGACGUGAACUAUAAAUGGAAUUUUCUGUGCGA
This is a messenger RNA of Phlebotomus argentipes, 4610 nucleotides long. RefSeq names its product probable multidrug resistance-associated protein lethal(2)03659. Gene Ontology annotation, molecular function: ATP hydrolysis activity; ATP binding; ABC-type transporter activity. Gene Ontology annotation, biological process: transmembrane transport. The record is from RefSeq and is a predicted model, not a curated record. Gene Ontology annotation, cellular component: membrane. The transcript has 13 exons. Bases 452 to 4459 code for a protein of 1335 amino acids. Lineage: Eukaryota; Metazoa; Arthropoda; Insecta; Diptera; Psychodidae.